AGCAACACAGGAUUCGCAGAAGAGCGAGGAGAGCAACAAAAUGGCGCUGACCAGUUUUUUGCCAGCACCAACCCAGUUGUCUCAGGACCAACUGGAAUUGGAGGAGAGAGCAAGAUCUCAAAGAGUGAGACAGACUGCGUUGGUGUCAUCACGAAGGGAACCUCCUCCUUAUGGUUAUCGGAAAGGAUGGAUACCACGAAUGUUGGAGGAUUUUGGAGAUGGAGGUGCUUUUCCAGAAAUCCAUGUUGCCCAAUAUCCUCUGGAUAUGGGCAGAAAAAAGAAAAUAUCAAAUGCAUUAGCUGUACAGGUGGAUGCCGAAGGAAAAAUAAAAUACGAUGCUAUAGCUCGGCAGGGACAAUCAAAAGACAAGGUCAUUUACAGCAAAUACACAGACCUUGUUCCCAAAGAAGUUAUGAAUGUGGAUGACCCUGAACUUCAAAGACCAGACGAGGAAGCUGUCAAAGAGCUUACAGAAAAGACACGAGUUGCACUGGAAAAGUCUGUCUCUCAAAAAAUCGCAGCAGCAAUGCCAGUCCGAGCAGCUGAUAAACUAGCUCCAGCUCAGUAUAUUCGAUACACACCAUCACAGCAGGGAGUGGCAUUCAAUUCUGGUGCAAAACAGAGAGUUAUCAGAAUGGUGGAGAUGCAAAAGGAUCCCAUGGAGCCUCCAAGAUUCAAGAUUAAUAAGAAAAUUCCUCGUGGGCCACCAUCUCCCCCUGCUCCAGUAAUGCAUUCUCCCAGUAGAAAGAUGACUGUAAAGGAGCAGCAAGAAUGGAAAAUUCCACCUUGUAUUUCAAACUGGAAAAACGCAAAGGGUUACACUAUCCCGUUAGACAAACGCCUGGCUGCAGAUGGUAGAGGAUUGCAGACUGUACACAUUAAUGAAAACUUUGCUAAAUUGGCAGAAGCUCUUUACAUUGCUGAUAGAAAGGCUCGUGAGGCUGUAGAAAUGCGGGCCCAGGUAGAACGCAAGAUGGCACAGAAGGAAAAAGAGAAACAUGAGGAGAAACUUCGGGAAAUGGCCCAGAAGGCCAGGGAACGAAGAGCUGGAAUCAAAACUCAUAUGGAAAAGGAGGAUGGUGAAGUUAGGGAGCGUGAUGAAAUCAGACAUGACAGGCGAAAAGAAAGGCAGCAUGACCGGAAUCUUUCCAGAGCAGCCCCUGACAAAAGGUCGAAACUACAGAGAAAUGAGAACAGAGAUAUUAGUGAAGUCAUUGCAUUGGGCGUUCCUAAUCCUCGAACAUCCAAUGAAAUUCAAUAUGACCAGAGACUAUUCAACCAAAAUAAGGGCAUGGACAGUGGCUUUGCAGGAGGAGAAGAUGAAAUUUAUAAUGUCUACGAUCAGCCCUGGAGAAGUGGUAAAGACAUGGCCCAAAAUAUAUACAGACCAAGUAAAAAUGUGGAUAAGGACAUGUAUGGUGAUGAUUUGGAAACAAGAAUAAAAAGUACUAACAGGUUUGUUCCUGAUAAGGAAUUUUCUGGCUCAGAUCGUAGACAAAGAGGAAGAGAAGGACCAGUUCAAUUUGAGGAAGAUCCUUUUGGUCUAGACAAAUUUUUGGAGGAGGCAAAACAGCACGGGGGCUCUAAAAGACCUUCUGAUAGCAACCGCCCUAAAGAACAUGAUCAUGAAGGCAAAAAAAGGAGGAAAGAGUAAAAAACUGAUUUCUCUCUGGCUGCUGAGACUGGAUUCAGGGCUUUAACAAGCUCUGUACUGAAAAUAAUGUACCAUGAGUGUUCAAAGGCAACAUUUCCCUAUGGAAUAGAGGAGAAAAGAAAAAGCAGAUUGCUGAAUAACAUAGGUUCUGUAUCUUGGUUUCUAAGUAUGUUCAUCUUUUGUUUCAACAGACAAGGAAUGAUGUAUUCUUUACUUUAAAAUGUUAUUCCAGGAAUAUUCUCUUGUAUAUAAUUUUCUCUAUUUCUGCUAUGUAUUGUACUUGAAAUAAGGGAAGAGUACUAACUGAUUUGCUCUGAUGUAACUAUCCAGUUCCAUUUAAUCUGAAAGGAGCAAUUGCACUCAAUUAACUAAGAUGAAUAUAUACAUACCGAAGUUUAUUUUAAUUUCUUUACAUAGCAAUUAAAUAAAGGCUCCUUCCUUUUAAUUGGUAUUAGCAAAUAUUUCAUCUUGUUUUUUCUUGACGUUUAACUUCAAGCUGAAAGAUAAGACAAAAAAACAAUACCCAUUUU
This is a messenger RNA of Notechis scutatus (mainland tiger snake), 2184 nucleotides long. It is a transcript of the gene SNW1, whose product is annotated as SNW domain containing 1. Gene Ontology annotation, biological process: mRNA splicing, via spliceosome. The record is from RefSeq and is a predicted model, not a curated record. Gene Ontology annotation, cellular component: spliceosomal complex. NCBI's taxonomy places the organism in Eukaryota, Metazoa, Chordata, Lepidosauria, Squamata, Elapidae.